AUGAUAGACAAUUACAAAGCUUGGCACGAGCAAUUGCCUUAUGCUUUAUUGGGAUACCCUACUACAGACAGAACUUCAACAGGAGCAACUCCAUACCUGCUGGUGUAUGGUACUGAAGCUGUUAUACCUGCCAAGGUCGAGAUACCUUCCUUAAAGAUCAUCCAAGAAGCAGAAUUAGACAAUGCUGAAUGGGUUCGAGCUCGAUAUGAGCAAUUGGCUUUAAUUGACGAGAAAAGGAUAGUUGUCAUAUGCCACGGUCAACCAUAUCGAAAAAGGAUGGCAAGAGCCUUCAACAAACGACUCAGGACUCGACUUUUCCAAAUUAGGCAGAUGGUGCUCAAAAGAAUUUUCAUGCAUCAAGAUGAAUGCAAAGGGAAAUUCGCUCCCAAUUGGCAAGGUCCUUAUGUGGUCCGCAAAGUACUCUCUAGAGGAGCGGUAGUAUUGACAGAAAUGGACGGACAAGAGUGGCCAAAUCCAAUCAAUUCAGAUGCAAUCAAGCGCUACUAUGGAUGA
Messenger RNA from Lycium barbarum (goji berry), 513 nucleotides. RefSeq lists its product as uncharacterized. Lineage: Eukaryota; Viridiplantae; Streptophyta; Magnoliopsida; Solanales; Solanaceae. The record is from RefSeq and is a predicted model, not a curated record. The transcript has a single exon. Gene Ontology annotation, molecular function: nucleic acid binding. The coding region runs from base 1 to 513 and encodes 170 amino acids.